Messenger RNA from Zasmidium cellare ATCC 36951, 3216 nucleotides. RefSeq lists its product as uncharacterized. The record is from RefSeq and is a predicted model, not a curated record. Gene Ontology annotation, molecular function: metal ion transmembrane transporter activity. Gene Ontology annotation, biological process: transmembrane transport; metal ion transport. Gene Ontology annotation, cellular component: membrane. NCBI's taxonomy places the organism in Eukaryota, Fungi, Ascomycota, Dothideomycetes, Mycosphaerellales, Mycosphaerellaceae. The transcript has 3 exons. The coding region runs from base 1 to 3216 and encodes 1071 amino acids.
AUGGCCUCUUCGAACUCUUCGAUGGAUUCUCAAGGAGACCUCCGACGCGCUGAUGGGCGGGAUUCGGCGACUCAGCCUGAGGCAGCAUCGAUCAGCUCCGACUCUGUGAGUGCUGUGCACUCUUCUGCGAAGGUGGCUCUGCCUGUGUCGGAAUCGAGUUCGUUGAGGCAGGUAUGGGAUAACGCUGGGACACGGGAUGCGGCUUCUGUGCGGUCUAGCUUGGGUCUGGGAGUUGCGCCUACCGCUACAGGGACUCAGGGCUCUGGUACUGAACUCAAUACUGCGGCUAAUCUGCAUCUACCGCCAUCUGAUCCUACUGCUUCGAGGACACAUGGCUCUGAUGUUGGACUGGAUUCUGCUGCCAAUGUGGAUUUACCGGCAAGUGAGUCGAGUUCGCUGAGGCAGUUGCAGGAGCACACGAGGAUGGGCGAUGUAGCGUCCGUCCAGUCUACCUUUGAAUUGGGAGUUGCGCCUACUGCUUCGAGAACUUACGGUUUUAACAUUUGGCUGGAUUCUGCAGCCAGCUUAGGUCUACCGGCAUCUGAGUCGAGCUCACUGAGACUAGUGCGGGAACACACAGGUAUGGGCGAUGCAGAUUUCGCCCAGCCUGCCUUGGCUUUGGAUGUCGCUCUUCCGCCUUCGGAGGCAAGCUCUCUAAGACGAACACAAGGACAUACUGCUAUCGAGAGACCUGCAGACGACACAGCCUCUGUACACUCGAGCUUCAUUGGGGAUGUUGCACUUCUGGUCCCGGCGACGAGUUCUUUGCAGCAACUGCAGGAUCAGCAAGGUCAUGUCAGUAACGCAAGCCAUGCUUCUUCAAAGCAUUCGACGUCAGCUUUGAAUGUGGCUCUUCCUGCUUCGACUUCGAGCUCGUUGCAAGCAUUGGUACAACUUGCUUCGAAGACUUCGGCUGCCCCAGCGAGUGGACCGCAAGAAUGGACUUCUCCCCUGCCACCGUCACAAUCGAACUCGGUGGCAUCAGCAAAUACAGUGGGUAGCUUUGUGUCUUCAGUUGAUAAUGGCAUUCCCCUCGACACGCUGAACCUGAGCUCGUUGGACCAGCUUCAGAACGCAGCCACAAGUUCUCAUGCGGAUUGGUCACAACAACAUGCACACGCUGGUAAUUUCCCACUUCCUGAUUCACGUUCAGGGUCCAAUGCUGCAGCAUCGGAUCCGGCAGAAGGCGACCCAGUAUCGUACGCAGACCUGAUACAGCCUCUGAUCCACUGCAUGCCUCAUCUCUCAAGUCUAAACUGGUCGAAUUGGGAAUGUCGCAACAUGAACGCUGGAGCUGUGUUUGGAUUCGAUUUCUACGGAACCCUCACUGACUAUAAAGGUCGCAUCGUGAAGGAGGGCAAUGAGUCCUGGCUUGGAGAUCAGGAAGCAUGGCGACUACUCACCGAACAGCCGGCAAAAGACAUCACAUCAAAACUGAUCAUAGCAGAAGACCUCUCCCCAGACACAAUUGAUGUGCUCGGCUCGGCUUUUCAUAUCGACCCCGAAGCAUUUGCGCUGCAGCUUAGCCGCGGUCGCUUCUCCAACAAGGUGCAUGCCAAGGACGAUCACGAUGGCAGAUGGAACACAUGCGGCAUGGCGACAUCAAAGGCAUCGAUUCAAUGGUAUCGACCAGUGAGAUUGGAUGCCGGUGCAGCAGCAUGGCUGAAAGACCCGGAAAAGUUAGACCAGCUUCUUGAUGUCGCUUCGGGUGACAAAGAAGGAGAAGAAGAAGAAGACGUCUGUCUUUCUUGGUCUCAGAAAAUAGUUACGUGUUGGAAGAGAGGCCAAGGCAGGAUGUAUGGGAACUCGGGUCCCUCGAGGUUCGUGUCGCAGAAAGACAUAUAUCACAGAGCUAGGAUCACCUCGAACAUCUUCCGUAGAAGCCGGUUACUGUCGACCAAAGUGGCCAAGGCCUCUAAGAAGAGCGUUCCCUGUGCUUGGGAAGAGAAGGCUACUAUCUUUAGAGUGGAGGAUGCUCAUGUGCCGACUCUCAUCCUUCUGGUGGACCCUAUGCCUACAAUCACGGAUUCACAUACCGUGACCGAGACGCGAUUGAGACUCAAUCCAGUGCCUACCAAGGUUAAAAGAGAUCCCAUCGUCAAAGAAGUCGACUUGACAAUAUUCCUACCGUCGAGAGUCAGAGGGCCUCUCCAGCUGCCCGCAAACAAGCUGAACAUCAGCGAAGAUGAAUUGCAACAUCUCGAGCAGGCAUCAUGGGCUACGAGCACAGCUGCGGCCGUCGAGUCCUGGCUUUCAGUCAUGCAUGAUCAGACGAAUCCAGUACUUGCGCUUCUGGAAGUCGUGCGACUUGACUCGAUUGCUUUCUUCGACAGUCUCGACACCUGCCUCAAAGAGAUUAGCGAGGACUCCAUAGACGAUUACUUGAUGACCAGGAGACUGGCAGACUGGCGACAGCUCCUGAACGAUUUCGAGUCAAAGGCCGCUGAGAUCGGCCAAAGCCUUCAUGAGUUCAUUGACUUUGCCUUCAACGAUCCAAACGACCGGCCAGCACGAGUGGAAGAGAUCAUCGAGGAACUUGACUCGCGAACGCAGAGAUUCUCACAGCGCAUUGAGAAGGCGUACGCUGCCCUAAGAGCUGAGAUGGGCCUCUUCGAGAGCCGACGCAGUAUUGCUGAAGCAGAGACCGUGACCAAACUCACGGAACUGGCCUUUGUCUUCAUUCCGCUGACCUUCUGCUGCGGACUGUUCAGCAUGCAGGUCAACGAACUCCAAAACGGCGUGCCUUUGCGGACCUUCAUCAUCACGGCUCUCAUAGUCUUCGUCAUCUGCUACGGCGCCCGCACCAUUAUGCGAAGUUCCAUUAUCGUCGAAAGCAUGCAAAGUGCACAGGAGAGCUUAUGGGCCGCCAAGGCCUUGAAGCGUGGAGGAUUGGCGUCGACAUUCCUGAUCUUCCUGUUCGUGGGUUCAUUCACGGCCGUCCCUGUGGCGUUCCUUUGGACGAACGUCCACUUGGGCUCUGCCUUGAAUGUGUUGAUCAUGCUCCUGCUGGUCCCGAUAGGCAUCGCUGUGGCCUGGACAUGUGCUACUGCGUACACGGAUGUGCGAAGUACAAGCGCAGAGAACAAAGUCCCGCUGGAGCUGCGCAUAGCCCUGUGGGUCUCAGGGGCCAUCAUCUCCCGACGAGUGAACGCAUCGACGUCAGAGUUCCCGUCGGACUUUGCUUCACCAAAUGACAGUGGAUAUGGCGAUGUUUGA